AUGGCGAAGCGAAUUUUCGCACUAUUGGUCUGCCAAUUGGUUGCCAUUUCACUCUUUUGUGCUGGGUUUUUCCCCCAAAAGAAAGUACUUAAAGGUGAUGCUAAAUUUCUAAUUGAACCUGAUCUGCAAAGCAAGACCAAACCAGUGUUUAGCAAGUUUGUCUUAGUUGUGAUCGACGCUCUUAGAAGUGAUUUCGUCUUUGAGGAAUCAAAGUCGCACUUCUUUCAGCUCCAUUCCUUGCUUGAACAAGGCAAUGCUUGGGGCUUCACGGCUUUCUCCAAUCCGCCGACAGUUACACUACCGAGACUGAAAGGUAUUACCACUGGAUCAACGCCUAAUUUUCUGGAUGCCAUUUUGAACGUUGCUGAGGGCGAUUCUUCGUCUAACUUGAAUGAGCAGGACUCUUGGGUUAAACAAUUUGUCAAUUAUAACAAGAGAAUUAGGUUCUUCGGAGAUGAUACAUGGCUUAAAUUAUUCCCACUCGACUUCUUUGACGAGUACGAAGGUACCAAUUCUUUCUUUGUUAGUGAUUUUGAACAAGUCGAUCAUAACGUCACCAGGCAUAUCUCGGAACAGUUGAUGAAUCAGGAAGACUGGGAUGUUUUGAUAUUGCAUUACUUGGGUUUAGAUCACAUUGGGCACAAAGGUGGAUCAGAUUCGCAAUUCAUGCCUGCGAAGCACCAGGAAAUGGACGAGAUAAUUGGGCAAAUUUACGAAAAUUCUGGUAAUGACACGCUGAUUUGCGUCAUGGGUGACCAUGGAAUGAAUGAUAAUGGUAACCAUGGAGGCUCUUCAUCGGGAGAAACGUCGGCGGCCAUGGUCCUGAUGUCCAAGAAACUGCAGGAUUAUGAAGUGCCUGCGCAACAAAAGUUAGUUCGCCUACCCGUUAAGGAUACCUCUACAAAUCCUACGUACCAGUAUUUGACAUCAAUACAGCAGGUGGAUUUGGUCCCCACUCUGGCAACCCUUUUCAACUUUCCAAUACCCAAAAACAGCGUAGGUGUGGUAAUUCGCGAAACGCUGCAGCUGUUGGAUGAUAAACUGGCAGCCAUUAAAGUUCAGGAAAACUUUCGGCAACUGCAAUCUGUAAAAAGAAGCCACAAGGAUACAGAUGAUGUCUUCGAGAAUCUUGACGCCACUUUUCAAAAAAUGAGAGAUAUUCAGAGCGAAUUGAUGAGGUCUGCUACAGACUACAAUUACGAGUUUUUGUACCUGGGCCUUCUGAUACUUCUGGUUUCCACCAUGGCUGCGAUGGCGGCAGGUUUGCAGCAGAUCAGGCUUGAAAAGCCCUUCUUCAUCAUUUUAACCAUUUCGCUGAUUGUGGGACUCUCGAGUUUCGGAAGUAGUUUUGUGGAGGAAGAGCAUCAAAUAUGGUGGUGGAUCGCUACUGGAGGAGUCCUGCUAUCCAGCUUGCACCUUCCUGAUAAGAAAUUUACACACUUGAUAAUAUUGCUCUGCCUAAGAAUAAUACGAGGCUGGAAUAACAGCGGUCAAAAGCAUUUCUAUGAAAACACCAUCUUUGAGAUUUUAAAGCGUAACCCCAUUCAACAAUGGUACCUGAAUUUUUUCACCAUUUUCGGCUUGGGUCUCCUUCAGAGCGACCUCCUCUCCUUUGUGUCCACUUUGUUGGUCAGCAUGCUUUGCUUCGUCUACAAGGUAAGUUGGUCUAUAGUCAACAGGGAAAGAGUACCCGACUGGAUGUAUCAAGUUGCAUUAAAAAGCUGCUCCAUUAUCACAGGCAGCACGACAGGUGACGUUUUCGAAGAAUCGCUGGUGCCAGUAGCUCGCCUCUUUUACAAAUGCUUCCUGACAUGCAUUCUAAUCAACCUUGGUUUUGCCAAAUUGACGUCCAAGAGGGGCGCUCUAAACUCGAUCUCCACACUUCUCACAAUGUUAUUGGUUUUCCAAUCACCUUCUUCUAACAUCCCCAUGUUCCUAGCGUACAAUGCCCUGAGAAAUUCACUAACGAAACUCCUAGUUGAGGACUAUGGCUCAAGCUCCUUCGUCACAUCAAUAACGUCCCUGGUGCUGCAAUAUUUCACAUUCUUCCAUUUUGGUGGUACCAACUCAAUAGCCACUGUGGAUCUAUCCAACGCCUACCAUGGGGUAUCACAGGACUACAACAUUUACCUUGUCGGAUUUAUGAUGUGUCUCUCCAAUUUCGUACCAUCGAUCUACUGGUCCAUUUUUACCUGGAGAAUCCUCUACAGCGGAAACCAAAAAUGGAAUCGCUUUUCGCACAACAAAUUGACAUUUUUCAUGUUCAACUGCGUCUCAGGCUGCGCUCUCUUACUGGCAUGUCUGAUUUUAAGAUUCCAUCUCUUUAUAUGGAGCGUUUUCAGCCCGAAACUAUGCUAUUAUGCCGCUUGGAACAUCUUCAUGAACCUCGUAAUUGGCUGGAUACUCGAGAUACCGCUUUUACUGAUGAAUUGA
Torulaspora globosa is the source of this 2433-nucleotide messenger RNA. RefSeq names its product mannose-ethanolamine phosphotransferase LAS21 (gene LAS21). Gene Ontology annotation, cellular component: endoplasmic reticulum membrane. Bases 1 to 2433 code for a protein of 810 amino acids. The record is from RefSeq and is a predicted model, not a curated record. The transcript has a single exon. Gene Ontology annotation, biological process: GPI anchor biosynthetic process. NCBI's taxonomy places the organism in Eukaryota, Fungi, Ascomycota, Saccharomycetes, Saccharomycetales, Saccharomycetaceae.